Molecule: messenger RNA, 3973 nt
Organism: Monomorium pharaonis (pharaoh ant)
Lineage: Eukaryota; Metazoa; Arthropoda; Insecta; Hymenoptera; Formicidae
Gene: Reps
Product: ralBP1-associated Eps domain-containing protein 1
Exons: 5
Coding region: 435-2363 (642 amino acids)
Biological process (GO): endosomal transport; endocytosis
Cellular component (GO): plasma membrane; cytoplasm
Molecular function (GO): protein binding; calcium ion binding
Source: RefSeq, a predicted model, not a curated record
AAUAUUCUCUAUUAAAUAGUAAUUUAAUUUUAAAAAAUUAAUAAGGUAGGUUUCAUUUAGUCCAGGUGCCUUAUUUAUGUAUGUAUCAUAAAUACGGAGUUACCGCACACGCACUCCUGGCGGGGCGAGUUAGUCGACACGGAUUAUGGCAAUGUCAAACAUCGUGCCAGUCAGCCAGCCAGCCGGAGAUAGCGAUAAUAACGCGAACGGGGCUGGUGGCAGCUAGUGAACAACGUUCUUCGCGUUCUUCCGCGAGAGAGAUGCGACCGCCGCGGAGCGCGGCCGCGCCGUGAAGCAGAGCGUGAAGGAUUCUAGGAGUAAACGUCGAAAAGAAGGACGAGCGAGGCGAAGGUUCGCACCGCGAGACGUGAGAAGCGGAGACGACGCGCCGGGAGAGCUCGACGACGACGACAAGCCGCGCAGACCGCGUCAAGAUGGACUGGGAACUGCUGACGAUGGCGAGUCUGCACCUGACCGCGACCGAGCACCGCUACUACGGCGACAUAUUCAUCUACUGCUGCGAGAACGCGGACAGCGACAGCGUGCCCGUGGUCAAAGUCGCCGAGCUAUUGCGCUCGGCCAACCUGCCGCGGGACGUCACCAUGAAGAUACUGGAUGUCUGUAUAGGAGCCAAGGGCAGCACGCAUCUGGGUAAGAAGCAGUUCUACGCGGUGCUGAAACUUAUCGCAGCUCAUCAGGCUGGUCUGGAAGUCUCCAGGGAUAUGAUAACAGCGUCGCUCGACGUUAUCACUUUACCGAGAUUUACGUGGCCGACCUCCGGCGACGAGGACGGCAGAAGGAGUCCGGACUUGACCAGAGGCGCGAAGGGUAGGCAUCGUCCUCCCGAGAGCACUACCGAAAGCGAGAGCGAAGCGGAGUCCCCGCGCGAGACUGGUGGCAGCACGGAUUCCCCCACGCCGACGAACAGCGUGACCCAAGAGAGAAACGACGGUAUGCUGGGCGGUGAAGCGAUCCUGGAUUCCGUAUCUGGGGGCUGGCAAGGCCUGCUGGUCUCCGAGGAACAGAGGCAGCUGUUGGGCACCGAGGAGGAGAGUUCGGAGCGUCACAGCAGCGACGAGGGCGACGGGGAGGGCGACGGUUCGGGUUUCCCACCAGAGGAGGUGUGGAUUAUCAGUGACGAGCAGCGCGACUAUUAUGCCGCGCAAUUUGCACAGCUGCAGCCCGACCCGGAGGGCCUUCUGGCGGGGCCAGUAGCCAGAACGUUUUUCGAGAAGUCGCGGCUGCCCGUUUCCGAGUUACGCCGCAUUUGGCAGCUCGCGGACGUCACGAGGGACGGGGCGCUUAGCUUGCAAGAGUUUUACGUGGCUAUGCACCUUGUCGUACUGAGGAGGAACCACGUGCCGCUCCCCGACGUUUUACCUCCGUCCUUGUCGAUUCCGUUAGUCAUGCAAACAGCAUCAGCCACAACUGCCGCGCCGCAAGUCCCACAAUCGGCUCCCACAAACGCUCAAAAACCAUCGCCAACGAACUCCACGAACUCCCGCGAGAAAAACAGGGAGUGGACGAAGUUCGUGGACUCGCCGACCGGAGCGAGCAGCUCCUCGGUCACCAGCCCAGGACUACAACUAGUGAAUUUCGAUUUUCAAAAGUCGGCCGUCGAACGCGACCCAAAGAUUCUACAUCCGGUGCCGUUGCGCUUGACGCCCGAAGCGGCGAUUCUCGCCUCAGGCGCCAAUGGCAGCAGUAGCAACUGCACGACCCUGGGCGAUGACGAUCUACAGCAUUCCGCGGCAUCGUUAGUGCAACGUCCUCUCGCAAAGAAACCUCCCGCGGCUCCCGAAGACACCGUUAUCGUGACUCCUAAGAAGGAACCACCGCCUCCUCCGCCACCCAGACCGUACAGAACACACGCGCGCAGUUCUAGUCUCGAUCUUAAUAAAUUAGGAAAAAAUGGCCAAAGUUUUCUUGGGGCACCGCCACUUGUACCACCUAGAAUUUCGCCAGGAAUUACUUCGCCCCGCAAAUUGGUCGGCCAAAGGAGCGAGGGUGAAGGACAAAGGACGUUAAGCGAAAGUCAAGCGUUCGUCGCUGACUUCUCUCAUUUUUCUCCUAAGAAUGAACUGCCUGAGAACACGGUACCGUCUAUAGAAAAUACGGUAUCGCAAUCUCAACAGUUUACUGGUGUCUGUGGAGCAUUUCAUAUUUAUAGGAAACCGAGUCCAAAACGAGACGGCGAAGAAGAGAAUAAGAACGAAGCGGAAGAUGAAAAGAAAUUAACCUUACAAGAAUUAAGGGAAAAGAAUGCGGAACUACGCUUAGUCUGUGAAGAACUGACACGUGAACUGGCUAGCGCGCUCCAAGAACGUAUAAAUUUGCGCGCAAAACUCUUGCUCUUGACUUGAUGUGAUUACACUAUUCCCUAUCAUUCAUUCGUUCGAAGUUACGAGGUAUUAUGUAGCCUCCAAUCAUUGUAAACAUAUGUAUUUAAUACGUUAUGCUAGUCUAGAAUUCCUCUUUUUUCCAACGAAGUAUUCAUUCAUCAUUCAUAAUGAUCAGUGUAGACAGACAGAUGCGGCAGGGGACGCAAUUUACAAAAAAAAUUACAUAACUAUUUUAUACCUGAAAUUGAAAGAAGAGUGUGUAUAACAAAUUAUGGAUCUUGUAUAUACAAAACUAAUUAUGAUCUCUAUAUUGAUAUAUAACAAGCGUUUGCUUUUGUCAAGUUUAUGAGCUACUGUUCACGUUUACACGUAAAAGUGUGUUAGAAAUUUUAUUCAGGUUUAAGACCUGCGUUAUUGAAUUCCCCUGUGAUUUACCAACUUGUAUGUUGUGUUUUGCAUAAAAACUUCCUUUAUCGCUGAGAAUUUAUAUAUAUUUAUAUAAGCACUUCCAUACAAGUGCAUCUGUCACAUUGUUAUUCUAUUUCAGUACAGAUAUUUGAAACUUCUGAUUGUGAUUUCUAUAAUAUUUCUACAUUUGUUAAUUUUAUGAGAAUUAUAUAAGAUAUUUCAUAUCUCUCUGUCUAUUGAUGAAUUUCUUCUAAAGAGUUUCGUUUACCGUCAACAAAUCAUAAUAUUUUUUUAAUUAAUUAUAUUGCAAAUAUAAGUAUUUAUUAUUUGCAACAAAAUCGAAUUAUAUUUUCGUAUGACUAUAUAAAACAAAAACUCACAAAAAAAUGGCAUAAACAAAAUAAUCAGGAUGUGUUAUAAAGAUACUUUUAUUCCGAGAUAAAAACAAGUGUACCUAUGAAAUACUUGUUAAAGAAAGAUAUACCUGUGUUGAAGAAAGAUACGAGAAAAGUGGAAUCUGCAGGAACAGAAUACUUCGAAAAUAAAUUUAUGUAGAUGUGUAUAAUGCUCAGAAUCAACGUUGAAUACAUCGAUUUUGAUGUAUCAAUUCUUUCAAAUGAUAUCGAUUUAUAUAUCGAUUCCUAUUGUAGAUUUAAAAAAAUAAGUAUUGUGGAGUUGGAGCGAAUCACUUGAGACCUGAGAAGACUAGAUCUAUCACAUUUGCAACAAAAAGUUAUCAAUCGAUAUUCUUUCCAGUUAGUUAUGCAGAUUUCUAAUAGCGAUCACUUAUCAGAUAUAUGAUUGCUCCUAGACAAAAUUGUUAUUAUUUAAAUAACAAAAUUUUCGAAUUCUCUAUAAAUCUCAUUAAUCUUUAUGACUCAACUAACAAAUCUUAGCGCUUUAUUUAUAAAUCAUCAUUUCUAUCCAAUCAAAUAUACUUUGAUUUGAGAUUAAGAUCUUUGUCACAUUUUCAAAUUUCUACUUUGUUUGCUUAUAAUAUAGCGGAUAAAUAAAUUUGCCAAGCGACCGUUGUUACUGUGCCAUAUAAUGCGAAAUUUUGAAGUAUAUAUAUAUAUAUAAUCAUCAGUAAUCGACAGUCACGUUGUUAAAUAUUACGAGACUUAUAGAGGUAAAUGCUUGGAAGAUCAACGAGUCACGCAAAAAAGUUUUUUUGUAAUUACAAAUACUAUAUAAAAAUUAUAAAAUUAAUACUUCUAUCAAAA